AUGACUGCUGUUAGUGCUUCUUUUGAUUCUAUGUUGUAUAAUAUUAGAGCUCAUAAUAUCAUCAAUAAUUACCCAGCAAAUACUGCUCUUCCAACCACCACCACUACGAUUACAAACAUCACAUCUGCUCCUACUUCCACCACCUGUUCAUCUACAUUCCCUCAAAGAAUGCUUCCUCCUCCACCUGGGAUGAUAAACCAUACUAAUACAAAUCCUACUACUAAUACAAAUACAAACGCAGCUGUUGCUUCUGCUCCAUUAUUGGCACCUGUAAAUCAAAUGCAAAUGCAACUUCAAAUGCAAAUGCAAAUGAAUUUACAAUUACAAUCCCAAUUACAAAUGAACAUGCAGUUACAACUACCAAAUCCAUAUUAUAAUUCUGCUACUAAUAAUCAACCUCAACAACAACCAUUUGUUGCACCACAGAUUAACGCACCACCUCAACAAAUUAAUAUGGCACAACCACCACCUGCUCCUCAACAACAGACUGUUUUCCAGGAAGAACAGAUUAACGGUGGGGUAAGUCAGGUGUUGGAUUAUAAUUUGCAGUACAUGUCGGAGUAUGUUGUUAAUUACACCAAUAUCAUUUUUAAUCCUUCUUAUUCAAUGGAUAAGAAUCAAUUAGAUGAUAAUAACAUGCCAACCACCACAAUUGAUUUAUUCAUUAAAGGUGUCUCUUCUGUUUUGAAUGCUACAAGAUUACCUUCAGUAACUAUAUUUUUGGCAUUAGAUUAUUUAUCAAAAUAUAUUACUAAAUUACCAAAUGGUAUUGCUUCUAUUGGCGGUAAUUCUGUUAAUGUAAUUUAUCAAAAUACAAUGAUAUCAUUUAUACUAGCAAACAAAUUUAAUGAUGAUAAAACUUUUACAAAUAAAUCUUGGUCAGAUGCUACUGGUAUUAAAUUGAAGUUUAUUAAUGAAUAUGAAAAAAAUUGGUUAAAGAUUUUUGAUUGGAAAUUGUAUGAUGAUAAAUUCAUUUCUUAUAAUGAUUAUGUUAAUGCUUUUGAAUAUUUUUGCAAAAAAUAUCAACCACAAAAUACUAAUUCAUUAUUGAACACUCCACUUCAUUCCUCUUCAAUUCCAAUUUCUAUUCCAUUACCAAAUUCAACUUCACCAACUUCACUAUCUUCUUCAACUUCAUCUUUCUAUAACAAUUCCUUUGAUCAAUCAGUUUAUUCAAUUACUCCUUCUACUUCAUAUAAUAAUAUGAUGAUGAAUAAUAGUAAUAAUAGUUCUAAUACAAAGAAUUACAACAAUUAUUCAAAAUAUUUACCUUCAAAAGGUUUUGAAACUCCAAGUAAUAUUAACUCAAAUAUUUACCCAUCUCCUUCUUAUGCUAAUAAUUUUUAUUAUAAUCCAAAUAACAAUACAACUACUACCAUAUCAAGUAAUACAAAUAAUAUUUCAAAACCAAAUGCUUUGAAUAUUGCUUCUAUUUGUACUCCAAUUUCACAAUUUAGUCCUUCUGAUGUGUCUUUUAAUUCCUUCCUCCCACAAACUUCUCAAAUUGUUCAACAAUCAAAUACUUGUUCGAUUCCACAAUUGAUGCAACCUCCACAGAUUAUUCAUCAACCUCAUCAAAUGAAUUUAAAUUCUUUGCCAUAUUGGAAUCUUGACCAACAGCCUCACCAAAACUAUAACACAACUGCUUCUACUACUAAUAAUAAUAAUAUUAGAAUUGAAAAAUUAAGAUAUCCACCUUUUGAAAAUUAUUCAACUGUCUAUUAA
Henningerozyma blattae CBS 6284 is the source of this 1725-nucleotide messenger RNA. It is a transcript of the gene CLG1, whose product is annotated as Clg1p. The coding region runs from base 1 to 1725 and encodes 574 amino acids. The transcript has a single exon. The record is from RefSeq and is a predicted model, not a curated record. NCBI's taxonomy places the organism in Eukaryota, Fungi, Ascomycota, Saccharomycetes, Saccharomycetales, Saccharomycetaceae. Gene Ontology annotation, cellular component: nucleus; cyclin-dependent protein kinase holoenzyme complex. Gene Ontology annotation, biological process: regulation of cyclin-dependent protein serine/threonine kinase activity. Gene Ontology annotation, molecular function: protein kinase binding; cyclin-dependent protein serine/threonine kinase regulator activity.